AUGACACCUAAUACGUCUUCAUCGAUCACUUUAAGGUGGUUUGAUUACACUAUAUUUGCAGGUACUUUAGUUUUAAGUACCUUAAUAGGAAUCUACUACGGAUGCUUUGGAACUAAACAAGGCACCACCAGAGAGUACCUCAUGGGAGGAAAAACCAUGAAAAUCAUUCCCAUAGCGAUAUCAGUAGCAGUCAGUCAUAUUGCUGGAGUCAUGUUACUAGGAACAGCAGCAGAUGUUUUCAGAUACGGAGCUAGCAUUUGGUUAUUUGUCGUUUCGAUAAUAGUAAUGGGUUUUCUAACAAAUUUUCUUUACCUUCCGGUGUUCUUUAAACUGCGUCUGAGAAACAUUUACAACUAUUUGGAGAAAAGAUUUGACAAGAGAACAAGAACGUUGGCAAUUGUGUUUUACGUGAUUUCUGAGAUACUGUUAUUCCCAGUGCAUGCUUAUUCUCCAUCUUUAACAUUUGCCACUGCUAGUGGUUUUAAUGUCAAUCUCGUAGCUUUUAUUUUGUGUGCCAUUUGCGUGUUUUACACUUCUAUUGGUGGUUUCAACACCGUGAUUUGGACGGAUCUUUUACAGUUUACCAUAAUAGUGGCAUCUUUUAUCUGCAUUUACGUAAUAGGUCUUGGGAAAUCAGAGGGGUUCGUAUCCGUAUGGAAUACAGCUGUAGCUGGACAAAGACUACAAGUGUUUAAUUUUGAUAUUGAUCCCACAGUAAGAGACAGCUUCUGGGGAUAUUUAAUAGGUUUUGGAUCCUCUUUUACAGCCUACGUAGCCAUGCGUCAAACCGGUAUUCAAAAAUUUUUAACUUUAGGAAAAUCUACAGAUCUCAAGUGGUCCGUUUUAUGCACUGUAAUUAGUUUAUCAGUGGUCCAGACUUUGUGCGUUUUCGUUGGCUUAGUGGUUUAUGCCAAGUACAAAGACUGUGACCCUCUAACUAGUCACAUGAUCUCAAAACAUGACCAAAUUUUUCCUUACUUUGUCACUGAGAUUGGUGCCAGCGUACCAGGAAUCUCGGGUCUCUUUAUAGCAGCUAUUUGUAGUGGAUCACUAAGCUCAAUGUCCUCAAACUUAAACGCCCUCUCUGGUGUUAUCUACAAAGACAUUGUGUACUUUUUCCUCAAGAAAAAUCUUUCUGACAAAAGUGGUAGUGGUAUUUUAAAAGUGAUAGUUCUUGUCGUUGGAACCUUGUGUACUUGUUUAGUGUUCAUAAUAGGACUGUUGGGAGAAAUAAUUUCGAUUAGUUUGUUAGUGUCAGCGCUAACACAAGGACCUUUGUUGGGGUUGUUUACAUUAGGAAUUCUCUUCCCAAAGGCAAAUUCAAAGGGAGCCUUUUAUGGUAGUCUAGGAGGUCUUAUUGCUGUUGCAUUUCUAGCACUUCCGGCCAAAUAUUACGAAAUGAGAGGUUUCAUAAAAUAUCCUACUAAACCCCUGUCUUUAAGUGGUUGUGCGCUGUUUAACCAAACGUCAACUGAGUCAAAUUUUACAACUUUUACCACCACUGUACUAAAUGAGACUGUUACAUUUCAACCCCCCUCCAUUUUUAAGAUUACGUUUUUCUAUUAUACAUUCUUUGGAGCCAUAAUGACUAUAAUUUUCGGAUUAAUUAUCAGCUACAUGUCAAAGAGUGACUUUUUAGUUGACAGAAAACUGCUAAGUCCGUUGAUAUACAAGUACUUGCCUGAAGAAUGUCGACAGGAAGAGAGGAUAUCAUGCGUUAGCUUACAAGACCCAUCAGAAAUUCAAUAA
This is a messenger RNA of Zophobas morio, 1749 nucleotides long. RefSeq names its product sodium-coupled monocarboxylate transporter 1-like. Gene Ontology annotation, cellular component: membrane. The coding region runs from base 1 to 1749 and encodes 582 amino acids. The transcript is spliced from 7 exons. NCBI's taxonomy places the organism in Eukaryota, Metazoa, Arthropoda, Insecta, Coleoptera, Tenebrionidae. Gene Ontology annotation, biological process: transmembrane transport; sodium ion transport. Gene Ontology annotation, molecular function: symporter activity. The record is from RefSeq and is a predicted model, not a curated record.